AUGAGUCUGGUUUAUGAAUUUAUGGUCCUUUUGUUUUCACAUCUUGUGCCGCGUCUUGUGUUGGCGGGUGGAUAUGAGAAUAUGUACCAAGGAGAGUGUCCAGCUUCAUUUAAUUGUGGAUAUCUUGGCAAUAUCAGCUUCCCUUUUACUACAACACAACGCCAGGAUUGUGGCUUAUUGCCAAUAAAUAAUUGUCAUGAUGCAAUGAAGCCCAAAUCGAUCCAAUUUCGGGAUAAAGGGAAAUGGUUUGAGGUUGGAAUUGUAAAUCCUCCUGAGUUUCACGGUGGUAAUGCAACUUGUAGUUGUGUUUUCAGAGACCAUAAUCUCUACCAACUGCUACAAGACAAAAGUUGUGAUGCUUUCAAAAAUAGUUAUACUCUUCCUCCUACCUCUCACUUUGUUUCUUUACAUAUAGUAACUCAUGCAACCUUGUUCAGGUGCAACCGUUCACUCCAUGUAAACCCUCCAACAUAUAUGCAUAACUAUACAAACUGCCGUCUCUAUGAUUUCUACUACCAGCCUUACAAUAGUGCUGCUGAUAAUGCAUCUCAGAGUGCAUUUAAAGCUUGUACAAAGGCCCUGCUUCCAGCUAAAGACUUUGCUGACGCUAACGACCCUUUUACUUUCGUAACGGCUGAUAUCAUAACUCAAGUAAACGUAACAGAGGAAUGUGCAAAUUGUCACUACAACCAAAGAGGAUGUUGUCAACUUAACAGCAACGGGAGGUUUCAUUGUGCCAAUGCUAUGGUUCUAAAGCGAAAAGGGCUGACGCGGAAUGUUAAACUGGGUAUAGGUUUAGGUAUUGGAAUCCUGGGCAUCUUGCUCAUCUUGUUACUGUUUCUCCAACUCUACAAACGAAAACAUGCUAUCUCCGUUGGACACUUCCAAUCUAGUAACUCUUAUUCUGAUUCGUCCAUAAAUCCACGCAGAGAAAUUGGCAGUAAACACUUCGGAGUUCCAUUAUUCUCCUACGACGAGCUUAGAAAAGCAACAAACAAUUUUGACCAUACUAAAGAACUUGGAGAUGGAGGCUUUGGUACUGUCUACUUUGGGAAACUUCCCGAUGGACGCGAAGUUGCCGUCAAGCGUUUAUACGAACACAACUAUAGGAGAGUAGAACAGUUUAUGAACGAAGUUAAUAUCCUGACAACUUUGCGCCAUAAAAAUCUUGUGUCCCUCUAUGGCUGCACAUCACGGCAUAGCCGUGAACUACUGCUUGUGUAUGAAUAUAUCUCAAAUGGCACCAUUGCAAGUCAUCUCCAUGGUGAAUUGGCCAAGCCCAACUUACUACCAUGGUCUAUACGAAUUAAAAUUGCCAUAGAGACUGCUACUGCCUUGACUUAUCUCCAUGCUUCUGGUAUCAUCCACCGUGAUGUGAAAACCAGCAACAUACUCCUUGAUGACAAUUUUCGUGUUAAAGUUGCAGACUUUGGUCUUUCAAGAUUAUUCCCUGAGGAUGCCACUCAUGUUUCCACAGCUCCACAAGGGACACCAGGUUACCUUGACCCUGAGUAUCACCAAUUUUAUCAGCUUACUAGCAAGAGUGAUGUAUAUAGUUUCGGAGUUGUUUUGAUUGAGCUAAUAUCAUCUAAGCCUGCCGUUGAUAUAAACAGAAGUAGGGAAGAGAUUAACUUGUCAACUCUAGCCACAAAGAAGAUUCAAGAAAGUGCAAUUGAUGAACUGGUAGAUCCUAGCCUUGGUUUUCAUUCAGACGAUGAGGUUAAUAGCAUGAUAGUUUCAGUGGCAGAAUUGGCAUUUCAGUGUUUGCAAAGGGACAAGGAAUUGAGACCUUCUAUGGAAGAAGUCUUGGAUGAACUUAGGAGAAUAGAGAGUGGGAGGGAUGUGGUUGAGGUUGUAGAGGAAGGGGAUGUUGAUGGCGUUGGAUCUUCACACGGUAAUGUAAAUCCACCACCAGCCUCACCUGAAUGGGAUGAAGUUGGAUUAUUGAGGAAUGUGAAAAAUAUGAAGCAUCCGUCUUCACCAAACACUGUCACUGAUAAAUGGGAAAGUAUUAGUACUACACCUAAUGCCAGUGCUUAA
Lathyrus sativus (Indian pea) is the source of this 2040-nucleotide messenger RNA. NCBI's taxonomy places the organism in Eukaryota, Viridiplantae, Streptophyta, Magnoliopsida, Fabales, Fabaceae. The record is from the annotation of a GenBank genome assembly.